Messenger RNA from Alosa sapidissima (American shad), 8577 nucleotides. Its product is annotated as zinc finger protein 518A. The record is from RefSeq and is a predicted model, not a curated record. Bases 351 to 6215 code for a protein of 1954 amino acids. Gene Ontology annotation, biological process: regulation of gene expression. NCBI's taxonomy places the organism in Eukaryota, Metazoa, Chordata, Actinopteri, Clupeiformes, Clupeidae. Gene Ontology annotation, cellular component: nucleus. The transcript is spliced from 3 exons.
UUCGGGCUGACGCCUUAUGUUACUGGUUGGACGAUAUAGAUGCAUCAUUCUCUAAAACACGUUGUUUUAUGUUAAAUGUCGCAACACAUUCAGACAGUUGUCUAAAUGCGUAAGGGUAAUGACUCUUUCAGGUAAUCCAUAUUCAUCCGCUUUAGCUAGUUGCUUGCUUCACCACCAACACGCAGCACACAAGCUGUUACCCGGAUGGAACUGUCAUGGCCGCCGUCUCUGACCUGCAAGACUAAAGCGAAAAGAAAGCUGCAAGAUAGAGUGAGAUUCCAGAAGACACUCUUCUUUAAAGGCACAUGUCAUACACAAGGUCAAUUUUAUAGAAAACUGUGAGUGGAAACAUGGAAACUGAUGUGGCGAUGCCCGAUGAUCCUCCAGAGAAAGAUGAGGGCAGCAAAGACACAGAAGAAGAUGUAGAACCUUUAAAAGACUGCAAAGACCUUCCCACAAAAGAGCUCUCAGAACAGCUUCCAGACGGGCAGUGUAUUAACCAGGAUGGACAAGAUGAAGCAUCCUCUGAAGAGGCAGGUACUGAUGACUCGCAAACAGCCAGGAAAGCCUCCAAGAAAUCACCUUGUAAGAUGCAGCAGGGGGCUGUUUUCUCCGGGAAAAUACUCAGCUUCUGCUGUUCUGAAUGCAAGGGUGACACAACCUACAGCCCCAAUGACUUACUUAAGCAUUUUCAGGGAUCUCACAAGGGCACCCUCCCCACUUAUCCAUGUGACUUAUGCAGUUUUGUCACCAAUGAGUUCUCCUCCCUUCAGCGCCAUCGCAUUGGCCACCGGAACCCUCAGGUCACAUGUGAGAUCUGUAAUGACGGUGUGCAGUACUCCUUGCUCUUGCUUACUAGACACUAUAUAAUGUGUCACAGCCAAAACGGCCACUUUCGCUGCGAGAAAUGUGAAUUCUCUACAAGAGAUGCAGGCACGUUUGUGCAACACAUUCACCAUCACAAUGAGGGAAGGCACAAAUGUGUUAAAUGUCAGUAUGUUAGUUCUUCACGCAGGGAAUUCCAGAGGCAUCUUUUAGUCCACUCUGCAACCUUCCCCUUUACGUGUCACUUUUGUGGUUAUGGAGCUGCACGAAAAGACUAUCUUACGAAGCACAUGGCUACAGCCCAUUGUGAAGAGAAUGACCGGAAAAACAAGUGGAAAAUGAUGGAGGAGAAACAAUGUGUGACCUCCCCGCCAGGGCUCAAGCUUCUGCUAAAGAAAGGCCCUGUAGCAGGAGGAUCCAGAGAGCCACAGUGGAUGUCAAAACUCCAUACACUUCCUGGUGUAGGUCUUUUGGAUCAAAAUGGUAGACUUUAUAAUCCUGAGAAAACUUUGGAAGAAACCCAGCAGUUUCUUGAAAGGGCUGUUAGAGUCAAAAAGGAAAACAAUAUGUGGAUGAAAAGUGCUGUCAAGACAGAACCUCAAUGCUCAUACCCCUCCUCACCAGCCACACCCCAGCCCAAACCACCUGAGACGGACAGUAGUCAGGGUUCGGGGCUCCUCAAUCCUAACAAUAGCAAUGGAUUAACCGUUCUCAUGGUCAAAAAUAAAAUCUCUAUCCCCCCAAAUUGUACCACAAAAGUCAUGGGGUUCAAAAUGGUAGAUGGCAAAAAACAUUUAGUUCUCAAAGUCAUACCAACAAAGCAAGAACCAUCCUCGCACUGUGAGGGAGAAACAGAAUUGGACUCUCAAUCUACUGAUGAUCAUGACACAACUAAUGGACCUAAAUAUCCAGAUUCUUCCGAUGAUGGAGAGAAAUCAUACAAUUCCCCCUGCUCUGCCAUGUCUUCACCACUUGGUUCUCUUCACAGGCCAGAUUCUAUGGAAUUUAACAUGAUGGGAUCAACAAAGGACCUUGCCAAGCCAAUGAAGAGUAUUGAUGUGGAUAAUGAUAUUGAUGAUGAGUUGCCUAUGGAAGUGGAGAAUGUUGGAGAUGCAGAGCAAUCUAGGACAUGUAACAGACAGAAUUGUACUUUACAACAUAAAAACUGUUUGGAAGAUAUGCCCUUUUCUCAGUGUGAAAGCACAGCUUCUUCCAUGACCAAAGAGUCAAAAACUACUGUGCAUCCGUCAAAUGGAGAGAUUCAUUCUGAGAACAGUUCAACUUUUACCGACCUCUCCACUGAGAAGUCCACUGUAGAGUCCUCACACUUGGACGGACCUUUAGAUUCCAUUGAGAACAAAGCUCCAACUGCACAUUCCACUUUGAGCAAAGCUACAUUUUCAGAUUCACUGACUGGAAGCAACACACCUUCAGAAUCACUGGGGAACAUUGGUGCAACUUCACAUUCCUUUGCUAAUGCAACAACAACAUCUAGUCCAUCGUCUCAGACAAAGCCUUCACAUUCAAUAGAAAAUGAUAUCUCGCCUGUAGAUUGUCCCAAAGAGUCAGUUAUGGACACUGAUUCAAGGAUGGAGUCAACUCAGUUAGAUGCCGUUCACAGUAAGGGCACAUCUGUUGAUGCAACUGUAAACAGUAUUGCAUAUUCACAUUCUACUGUUAAUGAGCCCACACCCCCAAAUAGUGAGAUUACGCCCUCAAAUUUAACUGAGCAUGUAGGAGGACCUUCAGAUUCAGCCAAGGAUAAGGCCACAAUCUCAGAUUCAACUGAUAACAAGGACACGAUGGCAAAUUCAAUUGAGGACAAAGCCACUCCUCCAGAUUCAAUAGAGGCUAGGGAAACUCACUUAGAUUCAGUUGAGGUUACAGCUGCACCUCUAGGAUCUGUUCACAAAGCCACAUCUUCAGAUUCAUUUGAUAAGUCCAUAGUAUCAGAGUCCACUGAAGAGACUGACAGAUUUGAUCCAAUUGAGUCCAGAGAUUCAGAGAUCAUUGCAGAUAAGAGCAGAUCUUCAAGUUUAAUUGAGGAUAGUGCCCCACCUCCAGAUUCAGCAGAAGAUAGGGAUGCUCCUUCAAAACUAGUUGAGGACAAGGUCAUGGUUUCAGAAUCAGAUGAGGACAAUGAUGCAACUGAGGAUUCCAUUGAGAUUAUACCUUUAAGUUCAGUUGAGAAUAAAGAUAGAACUUCUGAUCCAAUUAAGAAUAAAGGCACACCUUCACAUUCAAGUUGUGAUAAGAACACACCUUUAGUUUCAACUGAGGAAAGAGACACAAAUUCAGGUUCACCAUGCAAGAUCCAUUCUUCUGAGCACUUUAUGGAGAAAGUCAUGCUUUCAGAAUACAGUACAGAUAAUAUCAAGCAGUGUAAUAUGAUUGCUGUUGCCUCAACUACAGAUUUAGCUGAGGAAGCCAGAACUUCACAAUCAGCCACAGAGUCGGCAAUGUCUCAAGCUGUCCAUGCUGUGGAGGAGACCAUAAAUGCAAAUUCCAGUGUGAAGGAGGCCAAAAUGGCAGAUCUCGCUACUGAAAAGGCCAUGACCUUGCAGUGUACUUUGGAGGAACUCACACCCACAGAUUUAAGUGUAGCUGAGAUAAAACCGUUAAGUGGAUCAGAAGAGCCACAUGAUCUUUCCGCUUCUGCAAAGGAUGAAGUUGUGCUCAAUGAGGCAGUUAAUGCAAGCCCUGUUCUUGAUACUGUACCAUUAUCACUAAUAUGCAAAAAACCUCCCUCUGACUCAAUUCUGCCCCCUGAUAGAGUAGUUGAAUUGCCUACUCCUCCGCAACUGUCAUUCACUAGCAGCUCAAACAAGAGUUUUAGUGAAAUAUCCGAUCCUGUGUCUAUCCACAGAUAUUCCACUGAUGCAGACACAUGUCAGAAUAUUAAGAACAGUCCCCCUGUCUCUGAAAGACUGCCAGAUAGUGGCGAUUCAGAGACCCCUCUCUCUCUUGCUACACACUCCAAGAGCCAGUCCCCUGAAAGCAGCCAAACAGCUGCAGUUCAAAGUUUCAGUGAGGAACAGAACUCCCAAGAACAUCUUUCUAGCUGUACCAGAGAUGAUGACAAAUCCACAUGUGAAUCGCCCAGUGGUAGCAAAUCCUCAAAAUUAUCUUUAAAGAAUGAAUCUGGUCCUCAUACAGUUCCAGAAACGGACACAGUUGUAUUAGAUGCUGACAGUAAGAUGUUGAAUUCUACAAUGAAUUCGCCUAAUCAGGAAGUCUACAGUUUCCACAACUACUCCAAGGAGACGUCUGGCAGUCUGGCUAAGUCCCUUUUGUCAGAUGAGCAGAAUGGUGGACAGCCUCAUGAAGGUGAGGAAGUUGAUGAAGAGGACUGCAGUGAUCCCAGGCUUUCUGCUGAGUGGAGCUUGAGGCUAGAUGCUUCCCCUCCUCAAACAAGCCGUUGUGAAGAGGAGGAAGUUGAUGGGAGUAAAUCUCAGAGUGCAAAUGAGGGUACAGCUACACUUGAGCGAGUGUCUGACAGUGACAUAGAGGUGGAUGAAUGCAUUGCUUUGGUUGAUGAACCAUCUCACACUUUGGAAAAACAACCCAACAUGCAAAGUACCCCAUCUGUGUCAAGUAAAGUUGAGGAAGAUGCCAUAUCUGUUGGUCAAAAGGGACCUGGUAUCAAAAAUGAUGUAGCAGUCUUGGGAAGAAUACUUGAAAAGCACUCAGAUGCUAUAAUAAACCACCAGCUUGAAAAAGAGAGAAUGGGAUCCUCUUCUGUAGCCUAUGAUUCUGUGAGGCCCACAAAAACCACACUAAAAAUCCUUCAGACACCAGAGGGUAAACAGCAAAUGUUUCUUCAUACUCCAGACAACCAGUAUGCUGUGCCAGUGCAGCUCAAAAGUGCACCUGGUUUCAAACUCAUAACUAAGUCAUCUGCAUCCAAAAUUAAUGUAUCUUAUGUCCAACCUGGAAUUGAGAGAUCAACUAAAACCACUGGGCUUGCAUUAACUCUAAGUGGUGGCAGAAUUGGUGCUGGAGGUCAGCCCUCCAGUGGUGGGGACAAAGGACCUACACAUUUGUCAUCUCUUCAGCUGGGAACCAACAGCAGUGGAGGACAUUACCUUGUUAACUCUGCAUCUUUAAAAAGUCCUAUCUUCCUGUCAGGCACUGUUAAGUCUCCUUCUGGGGAACAGACAACAAAUAGGCCACCAACAUGCUAUUUACUCCAAAGGCCACUUCCCGUUAGCCCAGUCGCUGGGUGUUCUAAUCUUGACCCAUCAGGUUCAAGUUCUCAAACCCAGCAAUCUUCCCGUCAAGUCCUGGCUAUGCCUGUGAACCCAUCAGACAAGACCAGUCCCAUUCAAACAGGGCGACAAGCAUACCUAGUCAGGUACAUCUCUCCUGCCAAAUCAGGAAUACUGCUUAAUAAUGCAGAAGGGAAAACUGCCGGUUCAAACACGCAGUCUAAUGAAAGUGGCAGGAGCAGGAUGUUUCUUAAAAUUGUCAGGAGCCCCAAUGGCACCAGGUUUCUCUCUGGUGUAUCUGGCACUUUGGGCAAAAAGCCCAUUUAUCUGGCAACGGGAGGAGGUCUUCAGUCCCCAUAUUUUCUGAUGUCGUCGAACAAGUCAAUAGUUAAUAUGUCAGCUGGACUGAAAGCCUCAAACCUACAACAUGGCUCCAACCACCAACAAUCCAUGGCAUCACAGUUGUCUAAGACUUUGCCUCAAGUUCAAGAGGAUGGUAUGAUCACGCAUAAAAAGUCCCGCCACCUUCUUAAUCAAACCCGAAUGAGCCAAAGGAAGAGGCAAAGGAAGGCCUUGUUUGAUGACAUGUUUGAGACCUCAUCCAAAGCAAGGAGGCUCUCCAACAGAUCAGAGAGGGAGGAGCCGACAGAGUGGGCCCCAGUGCCUAAGGAUGUUGAAAGGACACUCAAACUCUCACCGUUCAGUGCAUUUCAGCAGAUUAAGGUUCCCCGUCAGAACCAGCCUGUGGUGGUGCUCAACCACCCGGAUGCAGACAUCCCUGAGGUGGUGAGCAUCAUGAAGUCUGUGAACAGGUUUAAAGGCGAUAUCCUCAAGGUGGCGCUCUCCCAAAGAACUGUCCAAGCCCUCUCUGAGCUGAGCCUCUCUGGCGUCCUGAGGCCGAGUCCUAACACAUCCAAGUCUGCCAUGCCGCAUGGCACAGCGAGGGCUAGGAUGUUUGGUAGCACGGUCAGGGAGAGGUUCAUCCUGAAACUGAAGUUAAAAAAGAUGAGCAGAAACAAAUAUGAGGUGGUGCGGAAGUCCUCACCCAGCGGCUCUGCAGAGCAGCCGUCCAGUUUUUCCUGUUGGUUCUGUGGUAGAAUGUUUAACAACCAAGAGGACUGGAUAGGUCAUGGUCAACGUCAUCUGAUGGAGGCAACCAGAGAUUGGAAUAAACUUUUUUAAAACCAUUAUAGAGCCCAUUGAUUGGGACAAAUGCCGUCCUUUAAAAAAAAAAAAAAAAAACUGAACAGAGACAAGGAAAUAACUUGUUUUUUUUUUUUUUGAACGACUGAUAAUCUAUUGUUUUUAAUCUAUAGUUCUCCAUCCAGAAGCUUUUAUUUGAUAUAUAAUGGCAUAGAAAAAAGAGUGUUGUACCUAAAACGCAUUUAUUUGUAUAUAAUCCCUUGUAUAUUUAAAUUUUAAACAUUUGUGUUUGUACAGAUGUGAACUGUGAAAACUGGACACACUGUUUGUUAAAAGUGCGCAAACUUAGAGAUCACUGGCAGAAAAAGAGGGUGCUGUCUGUCACUUUAAUGCAGACUAUUCACAAAUUACUCAGGUGAUUUUCAUAAUCUCUGAAUGAUCCAGUUUGUGUAUUUUUCCUUUAACUGCAUUGAGAACACAUAAUUGCAGUUUGUAGUUAUGGUUUAAAUAGAUAUUUGCCCACACAAUGAGACAUAAAGAGACUUUUAAAUCGUGGUGUAUAAUUUGAUGUAUGUCCCAUCUUUUAGCCUAUAUUUUAAACAAACCUUGAGAGUAUAAUUGUAUGGUUUAUUUGUCUUGCAUUAUGGGGAGGAAAUUACUAAGAAAUGAAACGCUUUCCUGUGGAAACAGUUAGUUGUAAACAGUUAUGCCCGGAAAAAAAAAAUUACACUGUAUUUGGAUGUAUUUCCUGAAGGUCAUUUUAAAAUAUUUUUUGGUGCCAUGCAUCUACUCUGAGCAGAACCUUCACAUGGGCCCAGUGUCAUAUAAAAGUAGCAAUACACAAUUUUUUGCAUUGUUUUCAACUUGUUUGUUUGCUUUUAAAGUCACAUCUACUUUCACUUCUUUUGGAAAUUUAUUGAAAGCUAUUGCUCUUUUCCCUGUUUUCUUGUUGUUGCAAGAGGAGCUAGCAGUGGCGUGAGUUCAAGAGAAUGUUCUCAGAUGCACAUUGUCCAACAAACCUCAUAGGGCCCACCAAACACUAACCAUUAGAUUUUUUUCAUGUCUCAGUGCCUGAGUGUACCUCGAAACCAUUCAAGCUGGGUUGGAUGUUAAUGUGCGAAGCUGUAUGUUAUAACCUCAGCUAAAUAGAUGUUGGAUAUGAGUGGUCUUUUUUCAUACGGUAAAAGAUAGGCAGGCUUUGUUUAAACACAAAGAAAACCUGACUUCCCUAUACAUCCAUAAUGUGUUACUGAUCAUUUUAUGCCACAAUGGUCAUUUAUGUGGUGCUUCAUUAAUUUCUGUGAGAUUUUCAACUGUAUUUCUGUAUGUGUGGGCUUUCUCAGGAUAUACCAGCUCUUUUCAUAUAUAUAUAAAUGCCAACAUGUAAGGUGCUUUCUUUGUUGAAAAAAAUCCUAAUGUCUGUUUUUUCUAAAAAACAGGCCUCCAUAUUUUUACUUUCAUACAACACAUCCAGAGCAGGUUAAUUGACACAAGUAACUUGUCAUUAAGAAAGGAAAAUAAUUCUCUAAGUUAUUAAAUAAGAUCUAUGACUCCUGUGGAUUAGUUUAUCAAAUUUGUUUUAUUUGAAUGUCCUGUUUUGAACAUUUCAGAAAUAUUUGAUUGCUUGUGAAAGUUCAGAAGUCCUUUGGUCAUAAUUAUCCAGUUACAUUUGACAUUAACAAACAGAAAUCAUUCUCUGUACCUUUAGGUAUAGCUUGCAUUUGGUUGCUCAGAAUUGUAUGGAUUUUGGAAGCUUGAGGUGUUUGUGCUGUAGACCUAACAUGAAUGUGACAUUUUAGAACGUUCACCACUGAUUUGAUUCCACAGAUCGCUCAAGUAGAUGUGGUGGUUUUUACAUAACACAAAGUGGUCAUACAGUAAAAUUGUUGUGUUGGCUGAGAGAAGAACAACCACCAUGUACAAUUUGAUCAUGAGUCACUGUCAAUAUAAGUGUGUUUUUUUUUUUUGUUUUUUUAAUUUAUACUUAAUGCUUAAUAUAAUUCCUGGGAUAUGAUAUGGUUCACACAAUUCAUAAUGCAAUUUUCUUUCACUUCCGUUACAUGUGUCUUUCUCUCUUUCCUAAGUCUUCUGACAAUCACUGUAACUGACCGUUGAUGUACUGUACUGUUAGCUUGCAUACCUUGCAAAUAUCAGAAGUCCCAGGUUAAACCUAUUAACCUUUGUCUGAUUCCUUUGGAUUCAGAUCUGCACUUGGCACCCAGAUAAACCAAAUUUACAACUGUAAUAUUUCAUGUAAGGUUGUUGACAUUCAUUGUGGUCUGAGAAACAAGUUUAUUUUUGUAAACAAAGUGCCUAAAAUGUGAUGCACCAGGUUGACACUAUUGUACUGUAGUACCUCCUCUUGCAGUUCUAUCCUGAUUAAAUGUAAAUACUUUGAACU